AUGACCGUAGACAACCCUGCGAACGGCGCCGGCCCCGUCUCGGAACCGGCGGACGGCCUGCGCAAGCUCUCACUAGCUACCCGCACCGUCCACGCCGACGACGGCAUCAGCGCCCACCGCGCCAUCGCCCCGGCCAUCCACGUCUCGACGACGUACAGGUAUUCCUCUAACCCGGAUGACCUCCGGUCAGGAGAGAACACCGAUCCGAGCGCGCCCGGCGACUCCCACAUCUACUCCCGCUACUCAACCCCCAACACGACCCGCUUCGAGGCCGUUCUCUCCUCCGUCCUCGGCGGGCCCUCGCUCACCUACUCCUCCGGCCUCUCCGCCUUCCAUGCCAUGCUGGUCUACCUCAACCCCAAACGCGUCGCCAUCGGCGGCGGCUACCACGGCUGCCACGGCGUCAUCCGCAUCCUGACCAAGCUCAACGGCCUCAAGCAGCUCGAGCUCGACGACGCCUCCCUCGACCAGCUCCAGGCCGGCGACGUCCUCCACGUCGAGACCCCUCUCAACCCCACCGGCGAGGCCCGCGACCUGGCCUACUACGCCAAGAGGGCCCACGCCGUCGGCGCCUACCUGACCGUCGACGCCACCUUCGCCCCGCCCCCGCUGCAGAACCCCUUCGACUUCGGCGCCGACGUCGUCAUGCACUCGGGCACCAAGUACUUCGGCGGCCAUUCCGACAUGCUCUGCGGCGUGCUGGCCGUCCACCCCUCCCGCGCCGACGAGUGGGUCCCCGGCAUGAUCGCGGAGCGGUGCUACAUCGGCAGCGUGAUGGGCGGGCUGGAGGGCUGGCUCGGCGUGCGGUCGAUCCGGACGCUGGAGCUGCGCGUGGAGCGGCAGAGCAAGUCGGCGACGAGCCUGGUGCGCUGGCUGGACCGGGAGAUCCGGGAGAACCCCGAGGGCGUGGUCGGGAGCGUGGUUGACAAGGUCGUGCACGCGAGCCUUCAGAAGGAGGAGUGGGUGGCGAAGCAGAUGCCCGGGGGCUUCGGGCCCGUGUUUGCGAUCUGGCUCAAGGAUCAGGAGAGCGCCAAGAAACUGCCGAGCAAGAUGGAGCUGUUCCACCACGCGACCUCGCUUGGUGGUGUCGAGAGUCUAAUUGAGUGGCGCGCGAUGAGCGAUCCGGGCUGCGAUAAGCAGUUGUUGAGGGUUAGUAUCGGGGUGGAGGCGUGGGAGGAUUUGAGGGAUGAUUUGGUCCAAGGCUUCGAGAAGUUGGCGGAGGAGAAGAAGGCUAGAUCAUAA
Molecule: messenger RNA, 1242 nt
Organism: Colletotrichum karsti
Lineage: Eukaryota; Fungi; Ascomycota; Sordariomycetes; Glomerellales; Glomerellaceae
Product: Cys/Met metabolism PLP-dependent enzyme
Exons: 2
Coding region: 1-1242 (413 amino acids)
Biological process (GO): transsulfuration
Cellular component (GO): cytoplasm
Molecular function (GO): carbon-sulfur lyase activity; pyridoxal phosphate binding
Source: RefSeq, a predicted model, not a curated record